Messenger RNA from Grus americana (Whooping crane), 2110 nucleotides. It is a transcript of the gene NSUN3, whose product is annotated as NOP2/Sun RNA methyltransferase 3. The transcript has 6 exons. Gene Ontology annotation, molecular function: methyltransferase activity. The record is from RefSeq and is a predicted model, not a curated record. NCBI's taxonomy places the organism in Eukaryota, Metazoa, Chordata, Aves, Gruiformes, Gruidae. Gene Ontology annotation, cellular component: mitochondrial large ribosomal subunit. Gene Ontology annotation, biological process: rRNA methylation. Bases 28 to 918 code for a protein of 296 amino acids.
GUCCCACCGCCCCGCCCGGCUCCGGCUAUGCGGCUGCCGCGCACGGCGGCCCGACUGCUGCCGCUGCCCCUCGGCGCCGGGGCCGCCCUCCUGCCGCGCCGAGCGGCGGCCCAGGCCCCCGAGCAGGUGGAAAACAGAACAAAAGGGAAACUUCAAAAGCAGAUUUGCCAAGUUGUUCUGGAUCAUUUUGAGAAGCAGUACACUGCAGAAUUGGGAGAUGCAUGGACCAGUGUCAGAGCUGUACUCACAAACCCACUGUGCUGGCAGUACGCCGUCCUGCUUAACAAGUUCAGCCAGCCUGCUGAACUGGAGAACGCCUUGCAUGUGAAGGGAUAUCAUCCUGCCUUUCAAGGACCUUUGCCCUGUCUUCCGGCAUCGUUGAAGUGUUACAUCAGGAGAAAUCCCGGGAGAUUUCCUGCACAAAAACACCAGGCUGGUAAACUGAAAGAGUAUUACCUGCUGAAUGCUGCUUCGCUGUUGCCAGUGUUGGCGUUAGAAGUGAAAGAUGGGGAAGAUGUUUUGGACCUCUGUGCUGCACCAGGGGGUAAAUCAGUAGCUAUGCUGCAGUGUGCUUAUCCAGGUCAGUUUCACUGUAACGAAUAUGAUGAUUUGAGGUUAAGAUGGUUGAAAGAGACAAUAGAAUCCUUCAUCCCGGAUCCUUUGAUUAACUUAAUAACAGUCUCUAAACUGGAUGGUAGACAGAUUGGAGACCUUAAGCCUGAAUUAUAUGACAAGGUACUGAUUGAUGCUCCUUGUUCAAAUGACAGAAGUUGGCUAUUCUCUUCUGAUGUUCAGCAAGCUGUGCUUAGGCUAAUACAAAGGAAGGAGUUCCCGUGUCUACAAGUCCAGCUGCUAAGGAUGCACAAAACCUUCCCAUACUUGUGGUUUGCUGAAGUCCUAGAGCAUACUGUGGUAUAAAAUGCAAAAGUAAUAUGCUCUUGACAAGAACAGAUCUGUGUUUUUUGGGCAUUGUUGAUUACCUGAAAAGAUCACUUGCACAUAUUAAUCCAAGAAAGCUCUUCUAUUGGUUAUGGGAUGUGUAUGCUGAAUGCCUUUCCUGGUCUGUUGCUAAAAACAUCAAGAGGGUAAUGAUGUACAGCCUACUGGGGGGUUUGAACUUCCAAAAAGAAAGCAUAGUGAAAUGGAGCGAUGGGGAAAGUCGAUGAGUGCUGUGAGUUCUUUUUAGUGAGGCCACUGCAGCUAAUUCACAAAUCUUUUUCCUCUUCUUUCACUCUCCUGUCGGUUUAUGGAGGAGCAGUGUCCAGUGGGAGAGCUGGCAGAUCUCGGGGCAUGGCGUUAUCUCCGCUUUGUUUCACUCCAUUUCUGUUCUCACUAGUCUGGGACCCUUCUGGUAUGCUUCAUCAUUCACAUGGCCACAAGGUCUUGAGGGGUUUUCCAGUGAUGGUGACAUUACUCACCGCAUUACAUCCAUGAAUACUGGCUCCAGAAGUUACUGGCAAGAGAGCAAUUUUUCUGAAUAGGUGACCUCUUGCUUGACAUAAAAUUUCAACACCAUUUCUUGGGUUUUUUUCCUUCUACCUGCUGUGGAAGGAAAGGUGAGUAAUGGGCUCUGGAGGGGACAGCAGACCAGAUGACUUGCUACUGGCUCUUUUAUUUGCUGACUACAAGGUUUAUUUGUUGACCAGGUACAUUUAUUUUUUGUUAUUUGUUUUUUUGUUUAUUUGAAACACUUGAAAUAAUGUGUGAUUUUGAUUCACUUGGCCAAACCAAAACUCUGCAACCGACAGCGUAGUUUUAAUAGAUUCCUCCAGUAAUGAUUAGGCCAAUGUAAUAUAUGCAGUGCUUGAAUUGGGAUUUACACUCGCAUAUGAAUAUUCAGUGGUGGUGUAUUUUUGGUGGCACGGGUUGUUUCUGGAAUUAGUAGGCCUGCUUGUCAGAUAAUACCAAUAUAUUGACUGGUAUAAAAUGACAUUAAUUAGAGAAAUCUGAAAGGUCUAGAGGGUUAGAGAUGUGCUGCUUAUUGUUGGUGUUAAUUUCUUUUGACUAGGUUGAGAUGUGUGAACUGGAUUUUUUAUAACUCGGUGGUUAAGUCUUUAUUUUAAUACAAAAUUGCUAUUGGUGCUGAAUUUUGUAGUGUCUUUUCUAUCUU